AUGGCGUCCCUCCCACAAUACAAAAAAGACUUCCUCAGCACCUGCAUGUCCGCCGGUAUCCUCAAAUUCGGCACCUUCACCCUCAAAUCCGGCCGCGAAUCCCCCUACUUCUUCAACGCCGGCUCCUUCUACACGGCCUCGCUCCUCCGCGCCCUCUCCACCGCCUACGCGCGCUGUCUCCUCGCCAGCCCGGCCGUCGAAUUCGAUAUCCUCUUCGGCCCGGCCUACAAAGGUAUCCCGCUCGCCACCAGCACGGUCGAUAAACUGGGCGAGCUCGCGCCGGAGAGGUACGCGGAUCUGUGUUAUAGUUUUGACCGCAAGGAGGUGAAGGAUCAUGGCGAGGGAGGGGGGAUCGUGGGGGCGCCGCUGAAGGGGAAGAGAGUGUUGAUCGUGGAUGAUGUUGUGACGGCGGGGACGGCGAAACGGGAGGCGAUUGGCAAGAUUAGGGGGGAGGGGGGCGUGGUGGUGGGGAUUUUGGUGGCGUUGGAUCGCAUGGAGACGGUUCCUGGGGAUGAGGGGGGGAGGAGCGCUAUCGGGAUGAUUGGGGAGGAGUUUGGCGUGCCGGUUUUGAGUAUUCUGUCGAUGGAUGAUAUUAUUGGGGCGUUAGGGGACAAGGAGGGGGGAGAGGGGGAUAGGAAGAGGAUGGUUGAGUAUAGGGAGAGGUUUGGGGCGAAGGUUUGA
This is a messenger RNA of Glarea lozoyensis ATCC 20868, 681 nucleotides long. Its product is annotated as PRTase-like protein. Gene Ontology annotation, molecular function: orotate phosphoribosyltransferase activity. Gene Ontology annotation, cellular component: cytoplasm. Lineage: Eukaryota; Fungi; Ascomycota; Leotiomycetes; Helotiales; Helotiaceae. The transcript has a single exon. Bases 1 to 681 code for a protein of 226 amino acids. Gene Ontology annotation, biological process: 'de novo' pyrimidine nucleobase biosynthetic process; pyrimidine nucleotide biosynthetic process; pyrimidine ribonucleoside biosynthetic process. The record is from RefSeq and is a predicted model, not a curated record.